Molecule: messenger RNA, 2574 nt
Organism: Aspergillus affinis
Lineage: Eukaryota; Fungi; Ascomycota; Eurotiomycetes; Eurotiales; Aspergillaceae
Gene: anxc4
Product: annexin ANXC4
Exons: 2
Coding region: 1-2574 (857 amino acids)
Cellular component (GO): cytoplasm
Molecular function (GO): calcium ion binding; calcium-dependent phospholipid binding
Source: RefSeq, a predicted model, not a curated record
AUGUCACUCCAGGUCGGCGACCCACGGUCGCGCGGCCGUUCCACAGGCGGCCGCAUCCGUGACCGUUCCCAUUCUCGCGAUAGUAGACUGCCCUCGCCAGGACCCGAUACUACCAGAUCCUCUUUUCUAAACCCAGACCUCGUGCGCGAACACCUGCGGACGCGCUCCAGGAGCCGAGGUCCGAGCACCAGUCGCGGCCAUCGCAGCAGCUCUCGCUACCGACCUACGGGCUCGGACUCGGACCACGAUGACCGAAGCUACAUCCUGCGCCCCGAACGAAACCGCGACGACUAUUAUCUCUCCGAUGCCGCGGAGAGUAGAUCCGCGAAGCGCAGCAGCAAGUAUACGCGAUCGCCCAACCUUCGCCCCGUCCGUUACGAUGACUCUUCGGAUAAGUCUUUGGAUUCGGAAGAUGACGCCCUUGCCUAUGGAGAUAUACCGGGGAGAACGGAGCGUGAUUACUACGGGUAUGGAGCGUCGCAUCGUGCAUCUUCGUCGCAAGUCGAGGCAGCGCAGAUGUCCGGGGCGUUGAAUGCGGAUCGGCUCUUCAACAAUGGCUCAUCGCGCGCCGAGGAAGAGGUUCCGGGUAGUCAUCCCAGCUAUGCUCGGCCUGGGCCGUACAAGUAUGCGGUGCCCUCCCAGUACGCGCAGGCGCAGCCGGCUUCGCAGUCGAACUGGGCGCCGAUUCCAGAGUGCGAGCGACCGGGCUUUGUACCGCCGACGUCGCAGGCAGAACAAGCAAUGCCCGGUGCCUUCCCCCCAGCGUCGACAUAUCCGGAGCUUUCUUCGCCCACCGUAGCGGCCGGGUUCCCGAUGCCCCAGUAUGCCAAUCUCGAAGGACAGCAGUACGCAACGCGGGGUGGUCGCCCUCUUUCGGUAUCUACCAUCAACGCGUACACACCUUCAUUGGCAUCUCCGACCCAUCAGCGCCAUGCAUCUGACACCUCUGUCCCGGGUUAUGCCAAACCAACCCCUUACCAAUAUGCACAGGUCGACCCUAAGGUCAAGUAUAGCUCCAAAUCCUCGUCCAGUGCCGUGCCAUAUUCCACGCAGCCCCAAUAUCCCAAGGCUGAAAGUAGUCAAGCCCAAUAUUCAAAUAUCCGGUAUUCUGCAACGCCUCAAUUCUCCAAGGCCCAGACCAGCCGCCAGGAUAACGAGCCCCAGUUCGUGGAGAUCACCCCAGGAAGCAGGAAGGGGAACCGUCCGACAAGCCUUUCCGUCUCGUCGGCCAACAAUCUCUCAGUUGCCGGUCCGGAUCCAAAUUUCCGACCGGUCAGUCCUCUACAGGAGCCGUACAAAGGCACAUACCAGAGUAUCUCUCCCAUGCCGUCACCGAUAGUCAUUCCUUCUAAGCUAGACGAGGAUAUCUCUGACCUAGAGCCGCUGGAUGGCGGUUCCGAUACAAGUGGCCGGAGGAAGCAUCGGAGGAUGAAGUCCAAAGACGAGAGAGAGCAGAGAGAUAAAACCACCGAUCGCUCUAAAAGAGACAGUAGCCGCGUUCGACACGAGCGUCACGACUCGGAUAGCCGACAGGCGCUUGUGUUGAUCUCUCCAUCUGCCAGUCGCAAGAAAGUUUCCUUCUAUGACGUCGGUCCCGAUGCGGUUGCCAUGCAGGAAGCUCUUAAUAGCCGCAGUAUCGAUAACAAGACGAUCAUCCGCGUCUUGCCUCAUUUGACUAGCGAGGAAAUGCUGGAACUUCGCAAAGAGUAUAAGAACCACGUGAAGCUGCACGGCAAAGGAAUCAACCUGGCCAAACACAUUCGGCUGAAGCUGGGUAAUAGCGCUUUUGGCAAAGUGUGUUACGCCACGGCGCUAGGCCGCUGGGAAUCCGAGGCAUUCUGGGCCAACUGCUAUUACCAGUCCAGUACGUCGCGACGGGAGCUUCUGAUCGAGUCGCUCUUUGGUCGCAGCAAUAGUGAAAUCCGAGAAAUCAAGGAGUGUUUCCGUGACUCCCGCUAUUCAGACAGCCUGGAGAAAUGCAUGAAGGCGGAACUGAAAGCGGAUAAAUUCCGUCUGGCGGUACUGCUGGCGCUCGAGGAGAACCGCCAGAGUGAGCGGGAUCCUCUUAAUAUGGAUCUUGUCCAUCGCGACGUCGAGGAGCUCAACCGAGCUCUGCUUUCGCGGAGUGGUGGCGAGACCGCAAUGAUUUACAUCAUUGUCCGCCGAAGCGAUUCGCAUUUGCGGGAGGUCCUUCGUGCCUAUGAGAAGGUUUAUAAUCGGAACUUUGCUCGGUCUAUGAUCUCUAAAUCGCAAAAUCUUGUGGGCGAAACACUUGCCCACAUUCUCAAUGGAGUUAUCAAUCGGCCCAUGCGUGAUGCACUUCUGCUUCACCAAGCCCUGCGAGAGUCGCGCACUGGCAAAGAACGAUCCGAACUAUUGAUCUCUCGACUGGUCCGAUUUCACUGGGAACCGCGACAUCUGGACCUGGUGAAGACCGAAUUUCGCCGGCGGUAUGGCGAACGAUUGGAGGAGGCGAUUGCAGAGGAGGUGCUACCGACCAGCGGCGGUACCGAAUGGGGCGAGUUCUGCAUUGAGUUGGCGCGUAGCUCGAAGACGCUUAUGAAGAGGGCUUGA